CGUUACUGAACACGGAUGUCUUCUGCAGUAAGAGGAACGUUUGUUUUUUAAAGAACCCCGAGCAGCACCAGCGAGAGUUCAUGUAGCAGUUUGGGCGCCCCAACCUUUCAGCCGAACUCAAAAUCUGACUGGGAUGGUAUCAUGGAUAGCGACAAUCAUAAACAAGAAAAAGAUCAAGGGGUUAAAAUGUGUCAUCCACCCUUAGAAGGCAACACACCAGCAGCCGACACCCUGGCAACCUCACUCUCACUUUUGGGGAAUCACAUGUUUCCUGACCUUGUGGCAAGAAAAGCUGCUAACAAAGAGGAGCCCACGGAUUCGCUCCCGUCAGACGCUCCAGCAGAAGAACUCGUUUUGGACUCAUCUCUUCUUAACAUGGCGACAAAUUUGGAAAGGGAGGAGUCUCAGAGUGACAUCUCCACACUGGAAGCAGACGGACUAACAGAGGACGGUGCGCAAAAAGACCAGAAUGAUUCCGGAGAGUUUGUCAUCACCAUGCUGGCCAAGGCCAAACUGGAGGAGCAAGGUCUGGGCUUGAAGGGUCGGUCGUCUCCACUAAUGGAGGUGGGCACCCAGGAAUCUCCGGCCUUCAUGUCCCACCGUGACGAGGAUGUGACGGCCGACAGCUGGCGGCAGCACAGGAAGCAUGUUUUUGUGCUGAGUGAAGCGGGCAAGCCCAUCUAUUCACGAUAUGGCAGUGAAGAGGCUCUGUCCUCCACGAUGGGCGUCAUGAUGGCGCUGGUGUCCUUUGUUCAAAGUGGAGAUAAUAUUAUUCGCUCAGUCUAUUCAGAGGAGCACACCAUGGUGUUCCUCCAGAAAGGUCCUCUGGUGCUAGUGUGUGUCUCCAGUAGCCGCCAGUCAGAGCAGCAGCUGCGUGGCGAGCUCCUCUACGUCUACUACCAGAUCAUCAGCAUGCUCACGCAGGCCAGCAUCUCGCGCAUCUUUGAACACAAGAAGAACUACGACCUGCGACGGCUGCUGGCGGGCUCUGAGAAGAUCCUGGACGGCCUCCUCAACUUGGUGGACUCUGACCCCAGCUUCCUGUUGGCGGCCGUGCACUGCCUCCCACUGGCCUCCUCUCUCAGGGACUCGCUCAGUCAGAUCCUGCAGAAGGCCAUCACCCCCAACCUGGUCUUCUCCAUUCUCAUUGCCAAGAACCAGCUGCUCACUAUCGUGCAGGAGAAGGCCGUCAUCGAGGAUGCCCGGCUGGAGCCUGCUGACGUCCACCUGCUGCUCAACCUCAUCGGCGCCUCGUCCGCCUUCCAGGCUGGCGAGAUCUGGACUCCCAUCUGCCUGCCGCUUUUCAACCCCGACUGUUACUUCUAUGCGUACAUCUCCUACCUGGACCCCCCUGAAUGCACUGUGUGCUUGCUGCUGCUCUCCACGGACAAGGAGGCCUUCUACGCCGUGGCCGAGUGCAAGAGGAAGAUCGAGGAGGCUAUGGCAGCUCAGCACUCACUCAGCCUCAUUGCCAAGGCGCAGUCGUACAGCGUGAGCCAGGUGGGCGUCUCUGACCUCAGGCACUUCAUGUACAAGCCCUUCGACGUUCCUGACAACCACCGCCAGCUCACACAGUUCACCAGCCCAGAGAUGGAGGCCCCGUACAGCAGCGAGGAGGAAAAAAUGAGGCUGCUGGACCUUUACCGUUACAUGCACAGCCGCAUCCACAGCACCUCCAGACCCCUCAAGCUCAUCUACCACGUAGCCGAGAGGGAAACCCUGCUAGCAUGGGUGACGAGCAAAUUUGAGCUGUACACCUGCUUCAGUCCCCUGGUGACCAAGGCGUGCGCCAUCACGGUCAUCACCAAGCUCCUCAGGUGGAUCAAGAAGGAAGAGGACCGCCUCUUCAUCAGGUACCCGCCCAAGUAUUCGACUACGCCAAACCCCAGCAAGAGCUCACGGGCUGCCAAGUUGGACCAGUACGACUCCACAGAUAAUAACGGCUUCCUGUCUCUCCUAUGAGAUUCUUGGGAGAUCGCUGGGAAUCAAACACUACCUUUACCCACACUAUUUAAUUCUUAAGGAAGCGUUGGCAUUUGGGUAAUUUCAAGCAGGACGCCUCUGUGCCAAGCAAGCAGAGGUUAGAGAGUUUUAAUUUGAGAUGUUAGGAAGUGAUGACAAAGCUAUUUAAAUGUUUUUACAUUGUUUUAUUGUUAGACAUCUCAUGGACUAUGAAUGUAUCACGGGGGGACUUCUUUACCGGGAUUAUGCAAACCUAAUGUGGUGUCUGAGGCCAGAAGCAGCAAAAUUCAUAACAAUAAGUCAUGAAAUUGAUUUUUUUUUAACCAUAAAUGCAAAACAGCAACAUAGGAAACACUUGCCUGUUACAGCCCAUCAACUAUCUGCCGCCAUUUUUAAGUGUUCUCAUCACACAAGGCUGUUUCAAUUUGUGCACUUCCAUACUUCCACUUCGCACUUGGAGUGCGUAAGUGCUUUCACAGUGACAAGCAUGCUAAUUGCAGUGUGCCGUCUGUACCUGGAUGUUGCACUCGCUUGGUUGUAGUUCACUACAAGUCACUUCAUGAACGAAAAAGGAAAGAAUAAGAACACAAAGUGGAGAAGUAUUGCAAUUGGCAUUUCUUCAAAGUGCGCAACGGCAAUAAUGGAUUUGGAACAGCACUGCAUUUUCCAAAUUACCACCCUCAGGAAGUCAGUACGCAGUGUACAUAGUAUACAGUACAUAUUGAAGUGGAAGUGUGUGAUUUGGAACACAACCUGUGUUUCAAUUUGCGCACUUCCACACUUACACUUUGCACCUUGAGAAAAGUGUGAUCAAAGUGAAAGCAUAGUGAAAUGCAGUGUGCCGUCAGUACCCGGUUGUUGCGUCCAAGAUGACCCAAAUGACGUGUGUCGUGAUGGAUACUAACCACCCUCAAUCAUUGCCAUCUUGGCUAGUUCACAGAAGGGGAUGAACUAACUCGUUGAAAUUCACAAUGAAAAACAGAAUUGGCGUACUCAGGAGCUAAAUACGCAGUUUACACUUCAAUAUGUAUACUUUGUACUCUAUGUAUUUAGUUCCCGAGGACUUGAAUUUUGACAAUGUAGUGCUGUCCCAGAUCCAUUACUGACGUUGCACACUUACUUAAUUGCAACCACUCAAGUUACCCUCUCCCUUCUGCUGUGUAGCUAAGAUCGCCGCACGGUUCUACUAGUGUGAACGCACUUAAGCACUCAAACUGCUAAGUGUAAGUACGGAAGUGAACUGAAAUAGCCUUAAGAUUGUGUAGUUAACGUUUGCUUCUGUCUGUAGAGAAUUCAGGAUCCUUUUCUAAGUUUUUGUAAAGAAGACGGCAGCCCCAUUCCGCUGUUGACACUUGAAAGUCUUAAAAGAGUCUUAUGUCUAUGAUAGUAUUAAGAAAUAAAUGCACAAACACAGGAGAGUGAGCUUAUUCUUGUAUUACAGUUAUACCUAAUGUUGUGGCAUUACCUUUUUCAUUUGUGAUAAUUCCUUAGGGACCACUAGGCUACUUUUUUCCUCCCCCCCCCCCAGAUCUAGAUGAUUGAAAUUUCUAGUGUUGACAUAAUGCAGUUCACUUAGAACAGGAUUACUACGCAAGUAUGGGAAUUGAUUUUGUACAUUUCCAGGUCUUGAAACGUAUGGAAAAUAGAAACCCAAGUAUGGAAAAAUAUGCAUGUUUCCAAUACUGUUACCACUGUUCUGUUGUCUAGAAGAUAAAAUGAAUAACUAAAAAACUAAAAAAACAUGGCUUUAUCGGUUUUUCUAACGUGUUUGCUAGGGCAGCUAAGAUAGUGUGAGAGCACACAGUAGGCGAAGCAUCCCGGAAAACAUUUGGGAAGACUGACAAGUUGAAUGGCCAGCCCCCUGCUCAUAUCCUCCUCCAACUGAUAAGAUAAGAUCUCCUGGAAUAUGGUGAUAUAAUGGCAUACAUACUUAGAAUAAUGAAAACAAACGAUUAAUUGCAUAAUUUCUUUAUUUACUGUAAAUUCUGGACUAUUGAGCGCACCUGAAUAUAUACCACACCCACCAAAUUUAAAGAGAAAACUUUGUUGUACAUAUAGAGACAGCACUUGUCUAUAAGCCGCUAGUUUCCUUGUUGUAACAUGAGACAUUUACACAGAAAGACCCUAUUAACCGGCCGCACGGUGGACGAGUGGUUAGCAUGUUGGCCACACAGUCAGGAGAUCGGGAAGACGUGGGUUAGAAUCUCUGUGUGGAGUUUGCAUGUUCUCCCCGUGCGUGUGUGGGCUUUCUCCGGGUACUCCGGUUUCCUCCCACAUUUCAAAAACAUGCAUGUUUGGCUAAUUGUGAAUGUGAAUGAUUGUCUAUAUGUGCCCUGUGAUUGGCUGGCGACCAGUCCAGAGUGUACCCAGGGUUUUGCCCAAAGUCAGCUGGGAUGGACUCCAGCAUACCCCCGCGACCCUAAUGAGCAGAAGCGGCAUAGAAAAUGGAUGGCUUGACACUAUUAACCUUGCAAUCCUACCUGCACUCGGUGUUCCCAGCGUCACUUGUUAGCUCUUAUACUUAAAAGUAUAACAAAAUAUAAAUUAAAUAAUAGAGCCUUGUAAUGACAUUUUAUACAAAAUAUGAAUAAUAAUGAAGGGACAAGGCCGCUUUCUGAAAAUGUGAACUCCCAGAACAAUUUAGUAAAAUAGUUGUGGUGUAUGGCCUUCACGUACCUGUAUGCUUUCCCUCCUGAUAUGCAAACGUAUGGUCUUCAGUCUUAAGGUGGCUCGGCUCCCAGACAUGAAAUUAGACUGUCCAUGUCCAUGUACUGUCGUCUCAUCAGGAGGGAGUGCAUACAGGUACUGUACAUAGAGGCCACACAUACACACUAUUGAGCCACACAAUGAGUUGUUUUGAAGGAAUUCACACAGCCUGCGAUUUUUUUUUUUUGUAUUCUUCUGAAUCAAGUCCUCAGUGUGUUAAGGAUUUAGAUUUCCAGAUUGAUGUCCCAGAAGUGUUACAAUGAUUGUCUUCCCUUUACUCUUUUAAAGGUUUCCCUCUCCUUAAAAAAUACUAACUACAGUAAGGAAAAACACACAUACAUAUUCAGUUGUCCCAAACAGCAUUUAUUCGUGUGAGGAAAAUAUCGUCUUGGUCCGAUAUUAUUAUUAUUAUUAUUAUUACUAUUAUAAUUAUAGAUCUUGCGUAGAAGGUCAGCUCAGGUGUUGUGCCGCAUGACUUGAUUUUUUUCUUUUUUUAUUAUUUUAAAGAAGACUGUCACUGUUACAAAGAGCUACGAAGCAUCGUACAUAUUUUAUAUAUAUAUAUAUAUAUAUAUGUAUUAUUUUUUUCAAAAUAACACUCUCAACUGCCACGUUUUUUUAAAUAAAUUAAAAUUCUAAAAUUGCAUUCCUUAAAUUACUUCCUGUUAGCCAGUAUAAACAAACAUGUACAUAUGUACAAAACUAUUCACAUGCACCUUUUUGCUACGCUGAGGUUGUCGUCAUACUGUGUAUCUCAAACACACACGCACACACACACUUGCGUUCGUGCCAGUGAAUGUUUGUGCUUUUUAAAGUCAAUUCUGCAAAGAAACAUAAAAAAACGGUGCUCGACCGCAGUAGUUUUUGUUUGCACAAACACCAGCUUGACUUGCAUUAUAAGAACAUAGUUUCACAAUAAAAAAAAAACAAAAAGCAAGACUACAAGUCCCACUUACAUCAUCAUGUCAUGGCUGGACUACAACCAGAACCGAAACAACAUGAACACUUCUGUAAAAACCCGGUGAGUCCAGCCAUGAAUGCGCAGUGAGACUUUUACACGCUGUCAAAACACAAAUACAAUCUAAUUACAGGAUGGUUCAGAUCGAGACAAUCCCUUUUAACAAUUCCACAUUUACACCCUUCAGCUUGAGUAACUUUGGCCAAAAAUUAAAUAAAAACCAUUUGAUAUGAACAGUGCAAAACCCCCCCAAAAAAACAACAAAAAAAGCACUUUUUCCCCUCCUUCCAUUGAAGUCACGCAUCAUUUAAGAGCACUGGAGAAGUUCCCAUUCAUGUAACUACAAAGUCAUAUAAAGUUGGAGGGCGUGAAGUUCAGGUUGCCUCUGAUAUGGUUCAAAUGCACCAUGGCACGGUCGUAGGCCGUGUGCACCGACUUGCGAACGCUUGGCUUCUUCCCUUCCAUCAGGCGUAGCUUGUCCACUGUGUCGUCCAUCCCCAUGGGUAGUAGCUUGUCCCGAGGGAGCCACUGCCUGCAAUUUAAAUAUGUUCAAUGAUGAUGUUGCACCAAACGUGAGAAAAGUUUUCUCCACUUUUGAGAGAACGGUACAUUUUGAAGUCGUGGCUUUUUAUGACAUCAUGAAGGAAAAACAUCCUUUCUCAUCGACAUGAUGCCAACUCUGGCCCACCUCUAGCUAGAUGAGCCCACUUCAUGUGCGGGACAGCUUUGUUAAAAAAAAAAAAAAAAAGAAAAACAGAAAAAUGGACGGAAAAAGGGGCUUCCCUACACAUCUUAAAAUCAAUCAAUCUGAGCUGUUUCAUCAGAAUGCUUGGAUUGCCCUGCCUUGGAUCUUACCAAGUCCUUUUGGUGUCAAAGAAGAGCACCAGGAAGAGUUUUUCAUCAGCCUCCAUUCGCCUCCACUCGCCCAGUUUGAGCACCUCCACAGGAGGCACUGGGAUGGGGACGCCAUUGUGAAGGAGUCCUUCCUGGGGCAUCUCUGGGUCAACAAUCUGUACCAAGGGAAAUGAAUGUUAGUGGCAUUCCACUGAACACUUGCUCGAUUACGUCUCACUUUCUUGGCGUUCUUACCAUGGCCGGGUAUGAUGGGUAUCCUCUGCAUUUGGCCCAGACCAGGUCCAGAGGAGCCAGUUCUAUCUCAGCAUCCAAACACAGAAGUGUCGGCUUUCCUGUGAACACCACAGUCCAACAGACAGUUCAUUUGCAGCUUGAAACAUGGAACUAAUUAUUCAUUUUAGAAUAAAAUGUGUUUAAAACAUCUGUGUUCACAUCAUGUAAGACUGAUUGCAAGACUCUUCUUGAAUCUAUCAACCUAGAAGCUGAAAGAAAGUCAUUUUGCAAAGGCAGUUACUGAAAUAUAAGACUCUUCCACACAAUCGAAGCUAAAAGAAUGCAAUUUCACUAAUAAAAUUAAGAGUACUAACUUGGGGUGUCAACGAGAUCUCGUGAGAUUAAAACAUGACAAGGUUUCUCGUACAGAAAAAAAGGGCACCGGCCUGGGAUGAUAAUAAAUUAAUCACAUGAUAAUGAAAAUUAUUUUUUUUAAAUUAAAAUGUGCCUGCGUGUCUGUUUUCCUAUUCUCUUGCCUCCAAACAGACAAGAGAUUUCAGUCCCGGGGUGCAUUUUCUACAUUAAAAAACCCCACAGCAUGAAUGGAGUGAGCCCUCUUGUCAGUACAGUCUCUUUGUCUAGCAUACACACAGCAGAAGAGUGUAGUAGCCUUGCGAGGAGCAAUGCAAGGUAACAUACAGCAGCAGGAAUUAGAAGGAAAAAAGCUGCUUGCAAAGCCAAAAGCCACAGCUGCGGUGUGGGAAUAUUUUGGCUUCAAAUUGAAUAAGCAAGGUGAGCUCGUAUGCCGAAUUUGUUCUAAAGUAGUGGCAGCUAAAAAACCCCAUAACCACCCGACCCAGUUUUCCCAUCUGGGGAAAUAACUAAACAUCAUAAUGCAGAACCUCAGUCCCGACAGUCAACACUGAGAUGUUUGGUUGGCAAAGUAAAUACAAACGGAACAGUGCACAGAAAGUCUACUUUGCUACAUCGCAAAAGAAAUGCUCCUCUUUAAAACAGUUGAAAAGCCAGCAUUUCAAGAAAUGGUGCAAACUAUUGACAGUACAAAUCACAAAACAUGUCACAAACAAUGUUACAACAGUGAAAGAUGACAUAUUAAAGGAAAUAUUGCAUUAUUGUGAUAUGAUACUGUAUAUGUGUGUGUGUGUGAAUACUGUACGUAUAAAGUGGUGUGAAAGUGUUUGCCCCUUCCUGAUUUCUUAAUUUUUCUGCACGUUUCUCACACUUAAAUGUUUCAGAUCAUCAAACACAUUUAAAUAUUAGUCAAUGACAACACUUUUUAUUAUUAAGGGAGACAAAAGAUCCAAGCCUACAUAAACCUGUGUGAACAAGUGAUUGCCCCCUAAACCUAAUAACUGGUUGGUCCACCCUUAGCAGCAACAACUGCAAUCAAGUGUUUGUGAUAACUUGCAAUGAGUCUCUUACAGCGCUGUGGAGAAAUUCUGGCCCACUCAUCUUUGCAGAAUUGUUGUAAUUCAGCCACAUUGGAGGGUUUUCCAGCAUGAAGCACCUUUUUAAGGUCAUGCCACAGCAUCUCAAUAGGAUUCGGGUCAGGACUUUGACUAGGACACUCCAAAGUCUUCAUUUUGUUUUCCUUCAUCCAUUCAGAAGGAAAACAUAGGAAAAUAUAUAUAUAUAUAUAUAUAUAUAUACUGCCCUGUCAUUUAUCAUAUUUUUGAUAACAUACAGUAAAAAUUGUCAUAUUUCAAACCGUGAUUAAUCUGAUUAAACUUUUUAAUCAUUUGACAGCCCUAAUAUACAUGUAUAAAUUAAUGUUAAAAUCUCAUGUCAUUCUUGUAAAUCUAAUCGUGUAUCAUCUCAUCUUGUGAGCUGAGUGUCUUGUGACACCCGUAGUAAUAACAGUAUAUCAUACAGUCUGAAAUAUAAGACGAGCCCUCUUUUUUAAGACUCAAGUGUGGUUUAUACAAGUAUGUACGAUGUACUGGCUUGCUCCACACCUCCUCCAAAAAAAUCUAACUUCGUGCUGUGGCAACGUGUACCAUAAAGGCUGUGAUUGGUGGGCUUAUUUACCUUAUUUCCUGUGUGUAUAUGACUCACUCAGGGGGCGUAUAUCCCACCUUUGCAAACGCUCUUAGAGAAGAGCGAUACGUGCUUUCAUGUUUGUCUCCAAUAAGACCAGAAAAAAGUUGCUACAUUUGUCGCUCGUCACUUUUUUGAAAAACUGAAUCUAAAGGUGUUGCUGAAUUGGCAACACUGAUCCAUGCUGCCAUGUUGCCUUAUUCUCUGGAACACCAGGUGUGUCUGGAGUUGUAAAGACAAGCCACACCGACAGUCCCAUUAUAAUGUGUUUAUACGGAGGGCCAACGGGUAGUGCCAAAUUUAUUUGUGGUGGGCCGCUACAAAUAAAGUGCAAUGGAAACACUGCAACAUGGGCAUCAAUGCGCUAAUAGGGCGACACAUACUGUGUGUGUGUGUGUGUGUGUGUGUGUAAAGUGAUUAGUCCUGAGACAAUUGUGCAUCAUGUGACAGCACACCUCGGAGACAAGCUCCAGAGUUGCGAUUGGACAUGAGGCAGAAGAUUUUAGUAAAACAAAAGGUUUUCAAAGAGGAGGAUCUCCUGUGACAACCAACCAGAUUCCGAGAUGUCUCCGUUCUCAUUGUUGGGAUCCUUGGCCAGAGCAGGUUUGCCUCGACUGCGUUUCGGCGGCGACGCCGUGCAGCUACAAGGUAACAAGAGAGUGAGUGCUUUAAAACCACUGACCGUUGGUAAGUGUGCACCACUCACUUCACUUUCUGCUCCUCCUCGUGCUCUUCCGCUUUUUCAUUUGUCAGCUCUAAACAGAAUAAGAGCAAAGAUAAAUGUGACUUUUCUCAAUGUGUGCUGUUAAGACGUUAACUGCUCACCCUCCUCAGCAGGGGGCGCUGAGUGUUUGUCCGCCUCACUUUCAGAGCUGUGACCUCUGGACCUGAGGUGGUGCGAAGAGGGCGAGGGAGGAGUCGGGGAGGCAUUGGGAAUGGAAGGUAAAGCGGUGAAGCCGUCCAAACCAUUGCUUUGAUCUUUGCCGUUCUGCCGUAGCGGAGAUUUCUUUUUUGUCGCUCUUGCCCCGUUUUUUGCCUUCUUGAACAGGACGGAUGUACGCCGACCCACCCCGACCACGGGCAGAGCCGGCGGCGAUCCCAGCGGUGUGACCUCGUGAAUGGCCUCCGGUUGGGACGACGGCGUCUCGCCGACCUCGGCCUCGUCUUCACCCUGGUUUUUGCUGCCACAGCGGGACGACCUCUGACGUUUGUAGGAGCGCCCUGGUGACCUCUGACCUCCUGUUGCGAUGCCCAGGACGGGCGGUUCCAGUGGGGCGUCGCCCGGUAGCGGGGAUGACACAGGACACGUGAGUUCUAACACAGGAGGAGAGUCAUCUAGAUGAGGAGAAAAUGUGUUAGGUUCAACAUGUCCGCUAAUAAACUAGAAUGACAUUUGUGGCGUCUCUUGCGGGUUGUGGUUAAAAUGCUUUGGAAGACAUCCUAACAUAUACUGAAUGGAAUACAGAUAUCGUCAAAAUUUUAUGAUAUAACAAAUGCUCAGUGACUUAUGGACAAUUAGUAGGUAAGUCCUGCCCGUGCCCGUGCCAUUUUGCUUGAUGGCGGCCAUGUUUUUGAUCAAAUUUUGAUCUUGUCAGUCCCCUAUAGGUGUGUAACAAAUUCUGUGGUGAUUUGGCUAAACACCCUAACGUUACAGUGGGAGUUUCUGUAGAGUCCAUUAAGCUGUGUGAAAUUUCAAGUCAAACUGACAUACAGUAUGUGGUUUAAUAGGCGUCACCAUGUGGUGUAUUUGCCAGAAAAAAUAAUAGCAAAGGCAACACAGAAGGGGUGCAUGUUUUGACAAACAUUCACUCUUUUGUGUGAAACAAGAGUUAUCUUACACAAAUAUAUUCACACAAUAGCACAGUGAUUCCCAAUAGCGCAGUAGUGUGGAGUGUGCUGCAGGAAAUUAUCCAAUUUUCAAGGCUGGGGAAAAACUGCUACAUCACAACUUAACUGGCAUGGAAACAAGAGUUCUGAACACUCAGAAAGAGACUCUACAUGCCUUUAAACAUAAUUAAAAACAAAAACAAUUAACGGCUAAUUUUCCACAUAAUCAAACAGAGUUCAGGUUGGCUUAACACCAAAUUAUACACUUUUACAGAUACCACAGUCCCUCCAGGAUUUCACUGUUUUUUGUUUAUUUUUUAUUGUUGUGGCCUAAAAUGCCUUUGUGACAAUUCUUUCUAAAAGUUGCAACCGUUUGAGGCCGUUUUUCUAGACCGUUUGAGGACUAGCUUUUUAAAAAACUUUUUUUUUUUUUUUUUUUU
This is a messenger RNA of Dunckerocampus dactyliophorus (ringed pipefish), 11019 nucleotides long. It is a transcript of the gene mon1bb, whose product is annotated as MON1 secretory trafficking family member Bb. The transcript is spliced from 6 exons. The coding region runs from base 142 to 1962 and encodes 606 amino acids. The record is from RefSeq and is a predicted model, not a curated record. Lineage: Eukaryota; Metazoa; Chordata; Actinopteri; Syngnathiformes; Syngnathidae. Gene Ontology annotation, biological process: vesicle-mediated transport; protein targeting to vacuole.